Messenger RNA from Penicillium coprophilum, 1644 nucleotides. RefSeq names its product putative pH signal transduction protein PalI. The transcript is spliced from 4 exons. Lineage: Eukaryota; Fungi; Ascomycota; Eurotiomycetes; Eurotiales; Aspergillaceae. The coding region runs from base 1 to 1644 and encodes 547 amino acids. Gene Ontology annotation, cellular component: growing cell tip; cell division site; plasma membrane. The record is from RefSeq and is a predicted model, not a curated record.
AUGUUGCUCAAGCCUGCGACACCGCUCACCAUCUUGCUCCUGAUCGCUUUUGCGCUUUUGCUACUCUCAUGUCUUUCAACUCCUAUUGUUAAGGGAAUUCCUCUAGCAACUUUCAAAGAUGUCGAUUAUGGUGUCUUUGGAUAUUGCAAGGGUAAUACCUGCACUAACAUCCAUGUGGGAUACACGAGCAAUGACAUAAGUAGCACCGGUGAUGAUUUCAAUCUUCCCUCCGGUACUCGAAAGUCGCUAUCCUCAAUCCUCAUCAUUCACCCAGUCGCCGCCUUCCUGACCCUCAUCUGCCUCUGUCUAGCCAUCGCGGCCCACUUUCAUGCGCCCUCGCACUCGCCACGCUUCCUGUUGGCACUCCUCAUCCUGUUACUGCCAACACUUCUCGUGACUCUCCUCGCAUUCCUCGUCGAUAUCUUGCUCUUUGUGCCACAUUUAGGAUGGGGUGGUUGGAUUGUCCUAGCUGCGACCAUCAUCCUGACCUCUUGUGGGGUAGUUACUUGUGCUAUGCGCAGAACCCUUGUAAGCAGGAAGGCAAGGAAACGCCGGAUUGCUGAAAAUGCUGAGAUGAGCGGGGAAAACUAUUACAACCGACAGAACAUUGCGGCAGCUGCAGUUGCGGCUCCUGUUCCGGCCCCUGUCGAACCCAAGGAAGCCUUCGUGUCCAACUCUCUCACCUCCGACACGGGCCCAACAUUCGCAUCCUUCCACACGGAAAGACAAGACAGUGAUGAUGAUCGAACGCCCCUCAAUUCGCGGACACCCAUGAGCGAGGUGCCAGCACCCCCGGACCAUCGAGGUGGCCCCUAUCGUGGUCCGCAAGAUGAAUUUGGCAAUUUGCCACCGCAGGGCCCGGGCCCGUACGGUGCUGGUCCAAUGUCACGGAACCCCUCUGAUCCACGCAUUCGUCCCCAAUACUCUGAUGGCAGCAUGGGUUCUCGAAGGGGAGGACCCCCACCCGGCUUCAACGGACGGGGGCGGGGUGGAUAUCCUCCCCGGGGUGGACGUGGAGGACCUUACAUGGGACCCCCCCGCGGACCUUCCAAUGGUCCCCGGGGUGGCUACAUGGGUCCAAUGCCAGGGCGCGGAGGUCGGGGUGGAAUGAUGCCACCUCGAGGACCACCAGGCGGCUAUGGACCCGGUCCGGGCGGCCCCAAUCGCGGGUUUGACGCAUAUGGUCGACCUGUGUCACCUCCUAUCGAUGACCCUCACAGUUAUGGCCCACCGGGUCAGAUGCGCCAGCCAUCUCAUGGGCCCAUUGGCAUGGCUGUGUCACCGGAGACGGUAGGCCAAGCCAUUGAGAUGACGCCGCAAGCUCGGUCGCAGUACGAUAUGCAUGAGUCGACCCAACCAAUGAGCAGUGUACCACAUGGGCUGUCAGCCGAAAAUCACAGCCCCAUCCCCGAGAGCCCGACAAGCAUGUACAGCCGGCCUGGUUCCUACGUUCCCGCUCGCUCGGGCUGGGGUGCAAAUGAUCCUCGUACCGUGUCCCCCCGGCCGCCGGGGCAACCCUUGCAAUCGAACAAUACCGGUGCCAAUUACUAUGAAGACGUGGAUCCCCGUUUUGCUCGUAGACCAUCACCUCCCAAUGACUCUGCGAUUCCCUCCUCUCUGACGCCUGGAGGUACUCACUUUUAA